This is a messenger RNA of Xiphias gladius (swordfish), 1868 nucleotides long. It is a transcript of the gene gdpd3a, whose product is annotated as glycerophosphodiester phosphodiesterase domain containing 3a. The transcript has 10 exons. Bases 138 to 1316 code for a protein of 392 amino acids. Gene Ontology annotation, biological process: glycerophospholipid catabolic process. Gene Ontology annotation, molecular function: phosphatidylcholine lysophospholipase A1 activity; phosphoric diester hydrolase activity. The record is from RefSeq and is a predicted model, not a curated record. Lineage: Eukaryota; Metazoa; Chordata; Actinopteri; Istiophoriformes; Xiphiidae. Gene Ontology annotation, cellular component: endoplasmic reticulum membrane.
GGGGAGCGGCCAGUGAGAGCUGGGGGCUGAGAGCUGGUGUUUCAUUAACUGAUUUUUACAGCUCUGGAGGCUUCAGGUGUCUUUUCUAAGAGUGAGUAAAAGGGAGACUUAGUCUAUUCCUGUGUAAUGAAAGGUUCAUGAGACACAUUUCUUUGGUCAUACCAGUCUGUCCAGUUUUUUUCUUAUCUUCAAAAGAAGACAGAGAGCAAGUUGUCCUCACUCAAGCUUUUGGAUGUGUUAAGGGCUUGGGCACACUCGCCCAAGUUUUGUUUGAUCACAAUAUUAGCUGGUCGAUUCUGUCCAACAAAGUGGGUGAGAUCUUGCAGAGGACUCUAUCAGGGGCUCACUGGACGCUUCUUAAGGGAAGGAUGAGCGUUUUUUUGUACUUCAUCCUGCCAGCGUUGGGAGGAUACAUUCUCACCUCGCUGUACCUGCUGAAGAACCCACACAUUCUCCACAGGAGGAAACGCACAGCCUUUUACUGCACAUGCAUCUCACAUAGAGGAGGAGGCGGAGAGAGGAUAGAAAACACCAUGGAGGCGUUCACACACGCAGUACAGCAGGGCACGCAGAUGCUGGAGCUGGACUGUCACUUGACACAUGACGGCCAUGUGGUGGUGUCACAUGAUGAGAAUCUGCUUAGGCAGACCGGACACGACGUCACCGUCUCCUCACUCAAUCUACAGGAUUUGCCUCUGUAUAAGGAGAGACUGGAGGUGACAUUUUAUGCGGGUCACUACAGCAGCGGUGCAGACAGGAAGUUCGCUCUGCUGGAGGACGUCUUCAGGAAGUUCCCCAAGAUGCCUGUGAGCAUCGAGAUCAAAGAGAACAACCACCAGCUGAUAAAAAAGGUGUCUGACCUGGUGAGACGCUACAACAGGGAGGCGUUCACUGUCUGGGCCUCUGUGAACUCCAGGAUCAUGAAGGAAUGCCACAGAAUGAACAGCUUGAUGCCGUACAGUUUCACUGGGGAGCGAGGUGUGCUGCUUCUGCUCCUCUUCUACACCGGCCUGCUGCCCUUUGUGCCGCUCGGAGAGAGUUUGCUGCAGUUCUACCUGCCACGCAUCUUCAACAGGACCUUCUUUUCUGAGAAGCACAUCCUGAGGAACAAGCUCAUCAUCUCUUUGUUAGAAAAAGUAACUAUGAGGAAGAGUCUUCUUAAACACCUCGCAGCCCGUGGAAUGCAGGUGCAUUUGUUUGUGUGCAAUGAAGAUGACGACAUAAAGGCUGCAUUUGAAGUCGGAGCCACAGGGGUUAUGAGUGACUAUCCGACUGUUCUGUCAACCUACAUCCGCAAGAACAGAAGUCAGGAUUGACCUCGAAACACAUCCAGUCACGAUAACUCCAAAGUGGCAGCUUUCUGACGAAUGAGGGGGGAAAAAAAGAGAAAAAAAGAAAAGCUUUGUAAAUAGAAGAAGUGUGAGACCCACUUCCACGCCCAUGACAAGAUUAGUCAAAGAGCUGGCAACUAUUAAACACAGUGGGAACAAAACUAUCAUUCUGCUCUUUAAUCUCAAACCCUAAUCACUGUUGAUAGAAUUACUUGUUUGUUGUGUGAUCUGCAAUCAGUUCAUUCAAAUGGCCUCCAGCCACAGCCUUUCAGACACAGCCCAGUGUUCAGAGAAACAGCCAUUGAUUCUCUCUUACAGCAAAUCUACCAGUGCUAGAGUGAAUGUUUAACCAUGUCAGCUGACAUCCCUUUUUCUCAUGAUAAGAGAGGAAACGUGACUUUGUUUUGACUGUUUCGAAUGUUAUUUUCUGACAUUAUUGAUUGGUUUGAGUAAGUGUUGGACAAAGUAAAUAAAUGACGUGGGACAAUUCACUUGGAGCUAUGCUGUCAUAUUCCUUUUUCUGUGCUGAUAAGUUGA